GGCUGCAGCCUCUUCGUCAAUGAGUGCUCGCACGACAUGGUGCACGAGAACUUCCCGAAGGGCGGCGUCACGCAGGACAGGCAGGCCAAGCAGGCCUGCCAGGACAGGGCGGAGCAGGAGCUGGGCGAGAAGCGCGACGAGCUGAUCUUGCUCGCCCAGCUCGCGGCGGAGCCACGGGCGCACGUGGCCAACCUCUUCCGCACGUUCCUC
Messenger RNA from Prorocentrum cordatum, 210 nucleotides. The record is from the annotation of a GenBank genome assembly. Lineage: Eukaryota; Dinophyceae; Prorocentrales; Prorocentraceae.